Molecule: messenger RNA, 16531 nt
Organism: Porites evermanni
Lineage: Eukaryota; Metazoa; Cnidaria; Anthozoa; Scleractinia; Poritidae
Source: the annotation of a GenBank genome assembly
AUGGCCUCGGAUGCUACACCUUCAUAUGCAUCCACCAAGGAAACAACAAAUUAUGCCCGUCUGUGUCGUCUUCUUGUGGAUGUAGGAUCCCAGGCAUUGAGAAACAAGUUUGAUAACAUUUACCCACCAGCAGGCCUACAUGGAGUUCUUACAAAGCCUCCAGUACAUCCAAUACUGCAGGCACUUAGAAAGAAGAGAAUUCUCAAUCCCACUCAAUGGGCCAAGCUGUACCCCUCUACACCUUCAUCCGUAUCUUCUAAAGAUUUUGAUGUCACACUGCUGAUGUUGCUGUUAAGGAAUAUAUGUGGCUUGAUUCCUCCAACCACUGGUUGGGAUAAUCUCCCACCUGCUGCAGAUACAAGUGCUGAAGCCAACAUAGCUAGGGUGAAGUAUUACAGAAACCAUGUCUAUGGACAUGCCAGCCAGGCAUCUGUGGAUGAUGCAACAUUUAAUUCCUAUUGGCAGGAUUUCAGUAAUGCAUUGGUAGGACUGGGUGCAGAUGCCACCGCUAUCAAUAAGCUGAAGACUGAGAGUAUGGAUCCUGUCAUCGAGAAACACUACCAAGAAUUACUGAUGGAGUGGAAGAAAGAUGAUGAUAGCAGCAAAGACAGACUUGAUGAGAUUGAAGGUAACUUGAAAAUGCACCACGAAUAUUUAUUGUGGAUAAAAGAAAUAACCAUAUAGUACUAUAUUCGAUUCAAUACAGUACUAUAGACUUUAUUGUGUUCCCACUAUUGAGGAUCUUCAUAUGUAAUUUAUAAUGUAGACAAUGAUAAAUAGUACUAAUUUAUUAUUUACAAUAAUAAAAUGCUGAAUAAUGUGCAAAUUCAUAUGUUUUAAGAGUAACUCAUUCAACAAAGAGCACAAAGUUUGGGCAACUCAGAUUUUUUGGGCAGCAGGAGAAAAUUUGGGCAAAGCCAGUUUUUAAAGAUGUUUCCAUGUUUGUUAUCAUUAUUAUUAUUUUGAAGAGAUAAAUAUUUUCUAUUUUAACCAGAAGUCGGCGUAAUAAUUCAGUUACGUUCACACGAGACAGUGGUUGCCUAGCACGAGAUGAGUCUCUGGUUAUAAGGGAAGGGUAUCAUAUGUUGAUUUUUUUUAUUGUUGGGCACUGUACUUCACUGUACUAGCUGGAAUGGGCCAACCUCGUCCCCAGGGCUUUUCCCGCCCCACCCAUUUUUUAAGGGAAAAGCCCUGGGGACGAGGUUGGGAAUGGGCUAUUUCCAGUCGUGAAUUGAUUAGAAUAAACUUCCGCAUAACUUUCUAGAAUCACCUCCGCUCCUAGAACAGUGUGUGACAGAACACGCAUCAGCAAUGGGUCUGAAAGUGAAGUGGCUGACUAAUUUUCAGUUUGAAAUACGAGAAGAAUCAUAAUUUUUUUUAAAAAUCUAUCGAGCGGUUUAAAAAUUAUUCACUAAUUUGUUUAAGUAGACCGAAAUGUUUACAAAACCCCGAACAAGAUCGAGCGCUAAUCAAAUCCUUCCUUAUAGCAAUUGGCAGGAGCUAUCUCCAUGAUCUUUCCCCGGCACACGUUUUUAAAAUGACUGAAACUACUAUGAGGUGAAAUUGCAUGUCAAAAGCGCUCCAUUUUCUUCAGAUUACGACUAAACAUCAAGAUUUUCCUUUUUUACCUUAUUUCUAACAAUAAAAACUUCAUCCCAAAAUAUCUCGAUAACGCUCUUACAGUUCCGUUUUAACUUCACGAAUAUCGAGGCGACUAUUGGAGGAAAGAGCUCCCCUGAACGAUUUUGUAAGAACAGUUCCCAGUGAGAAAUAUUGCUGCAAGUAUAAUAGGUAAUGGCGUCAUUUCGUUGCUAUGACAACUCCGAUGUCAUUGCAAUCCUGAUCAUGACAAAUUUCCCUCUUUAUCUAAUACAACUGUGGUGGCAUUUUUUUCCAAAUGCUUGUUUUAUGCUCAAACUUUGCAGAUAUUGACUCUGAAAAACUGUAUCGAGCCACUUUCAUAUGCCAGUACGGCCUAUUUUGUUGCAUGGCCCUAGUUUCCUUUCGACUGUUUUGUAAAAAUUUGGGCAACUUGCAAGAAUGUUUUGGGCAAAUGUAUUACCGCCCUCCCUGGCAAAAAAUUGGCCGUACGCCUAUGACAAAGAGGUCAGCCACAGCUGCAGAAGAUGCACUUUGAGAUUGUCCUGACUAACAAGUGAUGUACAGAGUUUUUGGUUACAGGAAUCAGCUUAAGUAAUGUUCAAAAUAAGAACAGAAUUUUUUUUAUCAUUAGUUAAAAUUGAGCACAAAGCACAAAAAUUUUUAACGCGUGUUAAUACAUGUACUGUGAGUAUUUUAGACAGCUUCAAAAACCUCCCAAGGGUAUUCCAUUUCAACAGGAUUGCUAAUUAACGGAUUUCCCUUUGUAAGACGUGUUGAUUGAAAAAUGUUAAACAAAAGUAGGCAAAUUACAUAGGCUGUUCAGAUAUAGUUGUGCAAAUACGUUGUGCAACUGAAGUACACAGUUUAUGCUCUUAUCCCAGCCUUCUUUCCAAAUGAAAGAAAGUUCCACAGUUAAUAAUCGUACAAAAGGGAAAAAUUGCUAGAGGAGAGUGUCGCUAAAUUUAACUGCAACAUGACAAAAUGGGCAUUGAUAAGUUUUAUAGAACUCUUUCUCGGUAACAGUCGUAUCUUGAAAUGGAUUGGUUUGGUGUUCUCUUGGUUAAAAACUUAUGAUAUUUCAUUUUAGAAUAAAAUUUUGACCGGUUGACGGUUUUUUUUUCGUUUUUUACAAUAAAGAAUUUUUCUGUCGUCAAUGGUUACUUUUUCAAAGUUUUGACUUUUCAUUAAUUAGUUGCAAAUUAGUUCAGGACCACAUUAUAUAAAAUUUCAUGGUUAUUGGUGUUUUUGAUAUAAAAUGUUCAUCCUAAUCAGCCUUCCAUUGUUUCAAUCAUUCAACCCUAUAUUUCCACUGAGGCCCUCCCUGACUUUUCAGUCUGCGUUUUUUCCAGUGUAAGUGAGUUGUGAAGUCUAUUGGAAUUACGCCUACUGAAUAUUAAGAGUUGGAUUUAUGUGGUGGAACUUACUUUACCAGAUAAAUGUAUAAUGGGCCACGAAGAUCUGUAAGACAGGUGUAACUGCAGCCUUUGACAGUAAUAACUGCACUGACUAGUUAUCACAAUAACCACUUUACAAGGUUAUGCACGAAAAAUGCUUCAACGUUAACUUUGUCAUACAGCAGUGUAGGUCUGGAAAUCAUCAGUUCAUAAUGUACCAGUACACUUAACUUGCAAGUGGAUUCUUUAGUACUUCACGACUGCAACACAUGCCGUUAUUAGUAGACUGUUAUCACUUUGACAAAUCAAGAUUGGAUGGAUAAGAUCACAGAUCAGUCCUGGAAUUACAUAUCAGAUGACCUAAAGUUAAAAUGUGUAUAGAGGACUUAAUGACCUGAUACACGCUGUAUAUCUACAUGCAGUAUUGUAAGUCCGAAAUCCUAACGCUGAAAGUGGGCCACAUACUCCAUACAUUCGAGUAUUCACUGAAAAUAAAUUAAUGAUAAAUGUAACUAUGCAGUAAACAUAGUAUUGUGUCACCUUUUAAAAUUCUCUACCCAACUGGUAUUUUUUUUUAUGGGUAGUGCUUGUAGAUUUGCAAUGUACCUUGGCAUCAGCAAUGUCAGUUGUGACAGUUGUUGAAGUGUUUGUCUUGUUUGGUGUAGGUUGGUGCUAUUUCUGCUUUGGCAAUGGUGUUAGGUGUGCACAGUUUCUUCUCUUUCUGGUGCUGGCGGGUGUCUUCACCUCAUACAAGUCAGGUUUCUCUGCAGCUAUUACUACGAGAUAUCCAGGCGCUGGAGGUCUUUGAUGUAAACGUCUGUGCCAGGAUCUGUUGGGUUCAAAGGCAGGGCUCUGUGCCUGCUGUUGAAAGAUGGUCUCUUUUGCUCACAGUGAUUGCAGAUCAAACCACCUUGGGUCAAGCUGAGUGUCAAAUGUUUUUGUACAGUUUUUCCGGUCUGCCUUUCCAUUAGCAGCUUGGCAGGAAGGUACUGGCAUGCUGGUGGCAUUGAUCUGUUAGCGAGCAGCCCUUUUGCUGGGUCCUUUUAUUUUUUAAGAUGUUCUUGACUGUACAGACCUCACGCUUGACUUCUCUAUUCAGCUGGGGAAAUCUUGGACUAAUAGUGGUGUGUUUAAAUCUUCUAGUUAUUCUUUAGAAAAAUUAAUGAAUUCUGAUUUGUCAAACUGAAAAACUUGUUCAGAUCACACUUUUUCGGGGAUCUCUUGUACUGUGUGGCAAAUAUGGCCCUCAGUGUCCUGAUGAUCUCAGUUGACUUUGUUGUUUUUUCCAUGGCUGCCACUUUCACAUACCUUGAAAAGUAGUCAAAAGCUACCAGGUAGCCCAUGCCUUUCAAUUCAUGGAGGACUGAAGCCACCUUCUGCCAGGAACAAUGGAGGUGCAGCAAUAAGCUGUUCAGGCCUGUGUCUAUGUGUAGUGCGCAUCUCCUGAAUUGUUGCACUAGUUCCUGGUCAUCUCUGCUUUUCCAUGGCACCACACCUAGCUCUUGGCUCACUCUCGGCAUUUUGCAAUCCUGUGGUGUCCUUUAUGGAUCUUUGCGAGGAUUUCUAAUCACAUGGAGGUGGGUAUGACGAUCCUAGAUCGUCCUGGUUCUGUGCAACAGAGAGUUCCACUUGUACUGCCAGUAGGUUUUUGUGGUAUCCUUUUUCAUUAAUGAGUGCUUGUCAGGCCACUUCUGGAAGCAGUAAGUUGUGAUCUGCCUAAACACGGAAUCUUCUUCUUUGGCUUGUAUAAUUUGUUGCAGUCUUUCUUCUCAGACUGCUAGUAAUAAGAUGACACUUGCAACGUCUGCCAUCAUCUCCUUAUCAUCAACUUUUUUAGUGUUAGACACGGCUUGACACGAAGUUUUAUGAGCUGAACAAAAUUUUAUAUCAUCUGACUAUAAAAUUAUUAUUAAAGUGUUAUCCCUUUAAAGGUUUAUCUACAGUUUAAAGUUUAUAGUUUUUGCUAUUAAAAGUGGCUGUUUAGACUGGUCCCCUGGAAAAUUAGACAAACCCAAAAAGGGGAUAUAAAUCUGCAAAACACUACUACUGUCUUAGACUUUUUUUGCCUUUGCAACUAAUGCAGUCUCUUUUCCCAACAUGUUUAACUGAUUAUAUCAAGAAGGGGUUUCAAAUACAGUAAUAAAGUCAAAGAUGCUGAGACCUUGUUUAUAAGACUAAGACUUUCAGGCAAGUUCUAAUUCCCAAGACAGAAAUAACCACACAGGACAAACCUUAAUACUCACCAAAAUCACUUGCAAUGUUUUGAGAUCAAAUCCGAUUUGUUUUAAAUGUAGACCCCCCAUAACAGUGUGCAGAGUCAAGGUGUUUAAACAAAACAAACAUUUGGUAUUUAGUAACUUGAACUGUGUUUUCUUCACUCUCUUAUUGUACCUAUUUUUUCAUUUAAGGAUUGUUAAAGGAACUAAAGAAAGACAGCGAUAACUCACGAGACAAACUUGAAGGUAUGUUGGCCAUUAACAGGGUUUAAUAAUCAAUUCCGUGGUAAAAUUAAGACACCUUUUUUAAGAUGACUCAGUCUGUUGGGUGGGGGAACCCCAGUCGUUAUUGAAAUCAGUAGGGUAGCCCUCUUAACUCCUCACCUCCCCCUACAAAAUAAGAGUUACGACCUCCUCAAUCAAAUAACAUGUUCUCAUUUUGUGUGGUCAAUUUUCAUUUUGUUUUUUUGUGUGCUCAGUAUCGUACAUGACCGUACACAAGAAUUUGAAUGAAAACAAAAAAUAUUUUUGUUGAAAACAAAAUUUUGAACACGGAUAAAAUUGAACCACAAAAUUUACCUUGCGUCAUGAUACAAGCCUGAUUCAAGAACUUAGGUUGACGUGCAAUUAAUACUGUUUGGUUUUUGUAUAAAUACUUAUCCCCAAGCCAACGAGUCAAGUUUUCCCUAUACUUUCAUUUUCAAUCUUAUUUAUAUUUACAUGGAUUUAAGCACUUCUUGAGUAACUGCCCUUACCUUCUUUUCCUCUACUUAAAGAACAUGAAGCCACCACACACUCAUGAUGAGAAACUCUCGAACCUUUGAGGUGUUAUUGUCACAACUUGCCUCAUGAGCAGUAAAGAUAGGUUUACAUGUCCUCCUAUAUUGCAUGUAUCUACAGGGCUUAUACGUAACUUUUGUAUUGCCAAUAAUACACUUUGUUUGCACUUUGCUUUAUUUUUUGUAACCAUUUUUUCCCAAUUUCUCCCGGGUGUUACAGUCCUUGCACACAAAUUGAAGUCCAAGCUUAUGCAAAAUUUUGGGUGCAUUAUGUGCAUUUUUUGAUAAUAAACAGAACAGCUAAAGAACAUGAAUGAUCAGAUCCUCGAAAGUGAGAAAAAAAUCAGCGACAAGCUACAACGUUUGACAGCAGAUCCGAUAGAGGAAGCAAACCAAGAAAACUGUAUGUUCUAAACUUUGUGAUAAAAAGGACAGAAGCCACCUUGUUUAUACCUUACAGAAGCUGUAUCACAUUCCAGCCUUCGCAAUUUGCAAAACAAUUUUAUAUCAAGCUGCUUUCAGCCUAUGUAGAUCGGCUAGCCUGUCACUGUUUUCUUCCUGGUAUAUUCCAAACUGUUGAUUUUUUUUUUCGAGCGUAGUACACUUUCCUUUUGUUUUAGUUUUUGCCAUUUAACAAACAGGUGUCCGGUUAAUUUAUGAAGAGCAAAAUUGUUUCCAGGCCUCCGUCCUGUAGCGACCAAGUCACAACGUUGCAACUAACUGUGAGAGACAGGAGAAAUAGCAAAACUGUUGUCCAAUAAGGGCCUUUUGGAAAAAACAAUAUACUGAUCCAAUAUCCUUCCAAAGCAGAAAAUCAAUGCUUUUCUUAUCCUUUGACACGUAAAAGAGAAUGGAUAUGAUCCCUUGUUCCCAACAUUCUUGGAAAGGUCUCGUCUGUGGAUACUGUAGUGUUCCAUUUUUCAGACCUUCCUUUUUUUCUUGCCCUUUAUAAAGCAAUAUCCCUUCAUCUACUGUACCAUCCAUCAGUGCCUAAUAUCAAACAAGAACAAGAACAAGAAACUAAUAUUUCAAUUGAACUGAUAAAAUUUUUUUCAAACGAAGUUGCCAUAACGUAUCUAGCGUUCAUUGUUCUUCUAUAGGUUUGCAUUUAUCAUUCUUCAUCGCUUUCAUCGUGGAACCAUAUUAGGUCCUCAUUGUCACUGGAGUGACCAAUUGACACUAAAGUUAAUUUCAUUAUACCGUUCCCCAGUCGUUGGGACGGUAGUACCACAUUUGACCAACGAGCGAAUAGUGAUCAGUACUGGUAUCCUUUCAUGGACGUCGUAGAGAUUUCUUGCGGCCAAGCUUGCCCUCCAGCCAUUUUGUGAAAAGAACAGCGGCUUACUAUCAAUUGCAUACGCGCGCUUGAUGAUCUCUAAAGAGAAAAUAAAGGGUCUGUGAACAGGCUAAACGUCAAGAGGCUGCACCUUGCCUGUUCUCUCUGGUGGGACUAAGGCUAGAGUAGUGUUACACGAUCCCGAACGUCGAGAAAUUGAAGUUAUGGAGCAGAGAAAAUUCACUGAGGAUGAAAGCGACAUUAUGCUUGUUGCGCAGUCGUGGUCAAUUCGUUUAUUUAAUUAGUGACUCAUUUUAGUCACCCUAAAGUAACGGCUAUCUGAAAGUUACGGCCACCCAAAAGUGGCGGCCCCUCUGGCCUGCUAAUAGGGAGCUUUAGCAUCGACGACGGCAACGGCAACGAAAACGUCAGUUUUAAAAUGAAUUCCCGUUGUUUCAAUCUUUGUCGCGUUUAUUCCAAUUUGCUGAAAAUGGCAAGUGUAGGCGAAUUUCCCUGGAGUUGAUUUCUUGAGGACCGCACUCAAGUUUAGAGAGAAAAAAAAAGAGAUUCGUCGUCGCUUGUUUACGUCCUCCAUAAAACUUGCAAUUAGGCAUUUUCACGACGUAGUCGUGCAAGAACGGUAAAGAAAUGUACAGAAAAGCGUGAUGCACGUGCAAAGUUGUUGUUUUGCGUAAUAAACCUAUAGCUUUUUUGACGUCCUCGUUGCCGUCGCCGUCGUCGUUGCUAAAGCUCCCUAAUUCCGAAAGUAACGGGGGCUGCUACUUUGCGAGCGCACAGUGAUAAAAUUAUUGAGUUACAAAAUUCCUUUCAUUUACUGCAUGUCACAACUAAGAAGACACUGAAGGGUUUUUUCAUGCUAAAGAGAUAAUAAACUUUCUUAAUACUUGUUUCUUGUUAUAAUUUAAACCGCAAAACAGUCUGUUUUUUUCGUAUUUAAGUACGCGCAAACAACAGGUAUGGAGAGAGGCUGAAAAAAAGCGCGCUUAAGACUCUUACGCUACGCUUUACCGAUUUUGAGAAAAAAACCGACUUCUUUGCAGUCUAGUUAUAAUUGUACUCUUCUACUAACAAUGAAUGUCGUCCCCAGAAAAAAUCAGAGAAGACCUCGAAGAGAUCAAAAGCGAACUAGGAAACAUGGGCGAGAAACUGAAAACUUUAGCAAAUGAAGGUAAUAUGCAUAUGGACAGUAUCAGUAUUCUAGUAUUUCAAGCAAUGAAGAUUUUGAGUGAACCUGCUUCCCUUACAGACGAAUUUGAGGAGAGUAACGGGCUUUGCGAUUUGCUAGGAAAAUCCCCGUAAUCGUGAGAUUACAGUUAUAACGGGUCCCCGAGUUUCAAUCCUCUGCGUUCGAACCAAGCUGGGCCAUCCAUUUAGACUUGUCCCGGUAUUCAUUGACACGGCGAGGAAUUUUUCUUUCACUCUAUGGAUGGGAUGCCAGUCCAAGGCAUGUUUACCCCUAGCAUUAAAUUCGCUGGUAUCCAUGUAUACACUUGGGUGGAAUGAGGCACACUGAAUGCAACGCAGUGACGGCCGCCAGGGCUUCAGCCCCGAAAUCUCGAUCCAGAGUUCACAGCACUAUAACCAUCAGGCAACCACGCCGCCCAUUACCCAUUUCAAUACUUAGUAUUUUCUCAACAAACGACAGUUUUGCUUAAAUUUGUAUCCCCAGACAGAGAAAAAUUUGAGAUCAAAGGUGAGAUAACAGCCAUUAGAGAAAAGUUAGAUGCCUUGACAUCAGCCGGACAAGAAAGCAAUGAUAAAGGAACAUGUAAGAUCUACAGAUAAGUUCUUCACUUAAGGACCAUAAACAGUGUCUGCGUUAUUAUUUGUCCGUCUUAAGCGGGUUAAAUUUAGAAAACAAUAAAAAGGGCUUUACGGGGAAAUUAGUGAAAGUCCGCAAUGGAACUCACAGCUGAAGCUCUUUUACGCGACCACCUGAGAAAUUCGAAAAAGUGGUUGUAAUUAGAGCUGGUUGGGAAUGAGCUCUCGUAAGCGACCGCGUUGUAAACAAUGCGGGGUAGUCCCUUACGAGAGCUACAGAAAAUCAUUAAUAAUUUAUAAAGAAAAAACAAAAGAAAUGUUUAUUGACUGUCUUUUCUAUCUGAUAAAGACACGGCUAACCUUUACGUCCAAUUUUUUAUAUCACUAGCGCAGUGUGCAGUUUCAUUUAAGUGUUGAUUUAUAUGAAUAUGACUCCGAGUCACGUGGCCGCUGAGUGGUCGCUUACGAGAACUUAAAAACAAAGGAAAAGUCCAGUUGAGUAAUCCCAAAAGUGGUCAUGCGUUACAACUUUUGAUCCAAACUUUAUUUUUACAUGAAAUUUCUCAACGAUGUUUAUUGCUCUAUCGGGUACUUGUAUUCAGAAGUUCAGUAACCGGCAUGCCCGAUUUGUUUUUUAUCACAUUCCGUAAAGACGUUGGGCAUGGAGUUGGAUAAGUCAUGUAGCGCCGGUAGAGGCCCAGAUGAUCCAUUUUGAGGUUUUUUAUCACCUGGUACGGAAGAGCCACUUCGACUCCCAAACAAUAUCGUUUCUUAGAUCAGGCAGCUGAAAAAAAAGAAAAUAUAUACAUAUAUAUAUAUAUUUUGGGCGUUAAUCUACAAAAGAAAGCCUUUCCACAGUGAGACUUAAGUAUUUCUUUACAAAUUUGAGACAAGCGCGCUGAACGUUAACGUUGCUUGGUGGACUGAGCAGAGCUUUUUUUUACCAUAUCAGGGGCCUUCCAACCCUCGCUUUUCAUAAACCUGCUCCAGACUUGGCUUGCUAACUUUUGAGGCUACCUUGCCAAGUUCCUCUUUUGUACGUAGCCUUUAGCUGCUUUAUUUAGGGCUUUCUGUCUUCCCCUUCAUUCCUUGUCUUCAAAAUCUUCAUUUCUCGAUGACCAUUUUACCACCCAACAUUCGGAUUAUUGCCAUUUUUUAGCAAUUUUUUAAACUGAUAACCUAGUAGAUCGAAGUAUACAUGAUUAUGCUCUCGGCAUAGCUGACCUUUUUCGAGUUAACAUUCUUUGUUUCUUGUAUUCUUGAACGCCUAGAUCAUAGAGAGGCAAGUAUUGCAAGUGGUACCGUUAGACCUGGUGUUGCUGCAGGCCCUUCAGAUUUAAACGUGAAGCAGACUCAUCAUGACCAAGGUAUAGAACUCUACUAAGGGUAUAAUGAAACUCUGUUAAGAUCGUUCGAAACUUUUUUGCUAAAAUAUAGUUGGUAGAGGCGAAUGGUUAUGAAAGCUGCCUAAAAUCAACGGUGUUGCAGUUUAUGUUGAGAUCUCCCUUACCAUGCACAAUCGUUUGAUUUUGGUUCGUUUCUACUUGUUGAUUCAGUCAACAUGGUAGGAAUGCUAAUAAACGGUCAAGUCAAAGAAAGCUGACAAAAAUAUUUAUAUAACAAAGACGUCUGACGGGCUUCAUAACCAUUGCACUUUAUGACUAUGGCUUGUGAACAACCACAUCGGAACCAGCUUCUAGAUCGCCGUUUGCGUGGGAGAAGUCUUCUAUUAAGGAGUCUGCAAUAAAGCCAUAUCAAUCCCUCAGUUAAGUGGUGGGUAGAUUAAAGCCGGCUUUCAACCAAGUGGCCCAUCCGGCUGGAGGGGUUGCAAUAAAAAUUGAAGUAGCCAGCAGGUUUGAAUAGAGCAACCGACUAAUACAUUUCCUUGAAACAAUAAAUAUGAACAAAAGCACACGGCACAUCAUGCAAAAUGUAGCAACUAUAAUAAAGUCACUUAUCAUUCAUUCAAUAAUUGCGAAUUACAAAGAUUUAUCGAACCGUAUAAUGAGUUUCUUUUUAGUUUUACAACUGUUUUUGCUCUUUAAACCGUGUGCGUUUUAUCGGAAAAACUAUAAAGCAACGUGCGAAAAAUUGACUGAAAAUACAGCGUUUACACAACUAAAGCAUAACAUAAAACCAGUGGGCCUUUAAUGGUGUAUUUUUUGUUUACUGCAUUAUUAAAACUAGUUGCUUCGUCUUUUUUCUUUCUUUAUACAAAAAUACUAUGCUUACACAGAGUCGUCAAUAACAGCAGAUUGAAUAUUCAGCAGAUUCAAUGUUCAAAAUCUCGACCUUAAAUUGUUGGAAAAUUAAAAUCAAUCAAGAGAUUCUCAAAGAAAACUAUGCUUCCAAUUCAGUGACAGAAUUUAGUUUCUGCAUUUAAGGGCACCCAUCUUUCAAGUUACACGCUCAGCGAGCUCCCAACAUAACCUGCACCCCAUUGUUUCCAUCUUUGAUUUUUGCCAGCUUGCAGAACCUGUCUCCUCUACUUAGCUAACGGGACCACUUGCACUAUUUUCCUUCCCAUGAUCUGGACAUUCAGGAAUAAAAAUAGCCAGAAUUUCAGCCGUCUCCUCGAGCCGCAAACUUUUUUGUUUACGACAUUAUUAAAACUAGUUGCUUCUUCUUUCGAAACAUGUAAAUUACAUACAAUCUUUUGUCUUGGUUCACAAAUUAUGACUGAAUAAAUUUAUAGGACGUUGCUAUUGGUCCAUUAGUUCACAAUGAAAGGUGCACGGUCAAGUCCAAAAAAGCUAACAAAAACAUGACAGUGAAGUUGGCCGGGCUUCAUAACACCGAACUUCAAUAACCCUUCCUGGUUUGCUCAAUUGGAUAAGCGCAGGUCUGCCGAGCUGGAGGCCGCUGGUUCAAACCCUGGCCGGACCAACACUCAGGGUGUUUAAAUAUCUGAGGAGAAAGUGCUGCCUUUGGAAAGACAUCUGCAAACGGUUAGACUUUCUAGUCUUCUCGGAUAUCAACGAUAAACCCUAGACCCCGUCUAACAACUAGGGUGUACCAUCCAGUUUUUUUAAAACUUGGUCCAAUUGACAGUCAGUAUAUUAAAAAUCUGCAGUAAAAGGAUAAGGUCACCUUGCUUGAUUUCGCCCCGCGAGCCCGUUAUUCUAAGUGUUUUUGCCAAGUUGCGCACGGAAUGUUCAAAGCUGGAACAACCGUCAAAAAUCAUUCUCGUACAAAAAAAAAACCCUAUGAAACAUACUAAAAUCUAAAGCCCGUUUGUUGAUCUGGGCUAUAAUUUUUCAGUAUAGUGACUUUAAAUUGCUCGAUCUUGGAAGUAAUUUAAAACAUAGACCGUUUAUACUGUGUCUCCAAAUGCGGCAUUUUACGUCAUUCUUAUAAAAAAAAUACAACUUCUACUAACCAGAUUUUUUUCUCCUUUACAUAUAUUUUUCUUGUAGCCAUAACCAGUAAAAACCAAUAAAAAAGGGGGAUCACCGUUCUCGUUUCCUUGCAAAGAGACAACAAAGGGGCAAUUCCGGCCUCAAAUGGGCAUUUACGCGCGGGGACUAGGGCGAGUUUUAAGCCCAACACCAUUUUAGCCGGGGAGAGUUAAAACGAUUAAAACUAUAAAGAGAGCCGUUACCUCUUUUCAGGUGACUGGUGAAAAUCACCACCAGCUUUGACGUCGUCAUGUUAUGCGCAGUGCAAAACAAGGGAAUUACCUUAAGUUUUAGUGACACUCGUUACCGUCGCCAUUGUUUUCAUUAAGCUGAUCUCUAUUAACAGACUGUGCUUGUCGCUAGAGAUUGAAAAUAGCUCUAUCAGCCAAUAGAUGAAAAGAAUUAUAACCGUGAUCGUCGUUUCGCUGCCUUUAGAUUGAGUCGUCACAAAGCAAGACUUAGUGGAAAGGAAAUAAUUUGAAUGUUUUGCUUUAAAGGAGUGAAACUUGUUUUUCUCACUUUCCCGUAAUGAACUUCAAAAACGGGGUAAAGUCAGUGGAAACUCGGAAGAGCUCGAAACAUCUGUAGGACCCUCGAAUUAGUAGUUAUAUGCCAUGCACUCAACAGACGUGACUUACUUACAGGUGUCCGUUUUAAGCGGGUUGAAUUUUGAGACAAUAUAAGGGCUCUCGCCAAUGUUAAAACAAACUGUCCAUAAAACAACGAGGUGUCCGUAUUAAGGUGGUGUCUGUAUAGUGGAGGUUCGACUUAAACACUACGUAUCUUUUAUUUUCAGGUGGUUUUUACCCAAAUGGAUUUGUUGAUGGCAUUCGCCAACUAUACAGCACCCGUGAAAGAUGGUUUGCGCCCUUCCCAUGGUGGGAAAAGUUUCGAUUAAGCCUUGAUAACAAUUUUACCAGACUCAAAAUAGUGAGCAGAAAGAAAGAAAGGGGAAUAAAGACUGAUGAAACUGUUACAAUGAAAGAUAUCUUCAAACCCCACGAAGAAUGCGCUCAUCCUAGGACGGUCUUAAUUGAAGGGAGGCCAGGUAUUGGAAAGACCACAUUCUGUAGUAAACUUGCUUACGAUUGGGCAGCCAACAAACAAGUGGCAGAAAAUCCUUCAGCAAGUUUUUUUCCAAACGUCCAAGUAGUUUUAUUGCUUAAAUGCAGAGAAAUAGAGUCUAGCCUUUUGGAGGCCACCGGAGGACAACCUCUCCCUCGAUCGGAAAAAGAGAAAGUGAACGAAAUCUUCAAGUCUGUCCUUUGGGACGCUAUUGAUGACCAGCUUCUGCCUCGAGAUUGCACAAAAGAAGAUAAAGAAGAAUUCUUCAAAUUCAUUCGCUAUAAUCAGCCCGAUAUUUUACUGGUACUUGACGGAUUGGAUGAGUUGCCUACCAAUAUGUUUGCAGCGUUUAAGGAAGUCAUUCAAGGAAGAAUGCUACCAAAAUGUUACAUUGUAGCUACAGCACGACAAGAGGUUGGGAUGGAGGUGCGAGAGUGUUGCGAUACCUUGCUAGAAAUUGAAGGUUUCACUAAAGAAGACGCCCGAGAGUUUAUUUUCAGGUAUUUCAAAGCGGAAACGCAUUUGGCCCAGAAGCUUUUAAACAAACUAGAGUCUGACGAAAACCUCCAACAGUUGACAGAAAGUCCUUUAAACACUGUACUUCUUUGUCUUCUUUGUGAGGACUCUGAUGGUAUUUUUGCAGAAAGUUCUGUAUCUAGAAAUGGUAGAGUGUGUUCUUAGAAGAUAUAGGAAAAAGAAAGGAUUACCAUUACCAAAUACCAAAGACGAAGACCUCACUAAAGUAUACAAGACUCAACUAAGACAGCUUGGCUCCAUCGCAUGGAACGGUCUGCUUCAUAAUAACAUGUCCCUCGAAGAACACGAGUUUAAAAAUUGCUCAGAAGAAUUAUCUGAAUUCGGCUUCUUGUCCGUUGAGUGUAGCCCUAAAAAAGUGAGACCAUCUCUGAACUAUUUCUUUUUGCAUAAAACAUUUCAGGAACUGUUUGCGGCAUUUUACCUCUGUUGCCUGGUUCUAGAUAACGAAAUUUGUCCAGAAAUCUUAAUUGCCGACGACAGAUAUUUUAAAGAGCUUAAACAGGUGCUUUUGUUCACAUGCGGCGUGCUAGCUUCGCAAUCGGAAGAAGCGAUAAAGGCGUUCGUUUCGUGUAUUGCUAAGCAAGUAAACGAUGAAGAUAGGUUGUCAGUUGCAUUGGAAUGCAUUAAAGAAUGUAAAAACGAAAAGAGUUGUACCCUUCAUCUGCUCUUAGCUCGUACUCUUGGCUCGCAUCUUCAAAUAACACACUUGAAUUUGUCAUUGAAUAGACUUGGUACUGGUGACUCUACUGCACUUGCGGAAGCAAUCAAACACAAUUCAACAAUAACAAAGUUGAAUUUGUCAUUGAAUAGACUUGGUACUAGUGACUGUACUGCACUGGCGGAAGCAAUCAAACACAAUUCAACCAUAACACAGUUGGAUUUGGCAAGGAAUGAACUUGGUACUGGUGACUGUACUGCACUGGCGGAAGCAAUCAAACACAAUUCAACAAUAACACAGUUGGAUUUGGCAGGGAAUGAACUUGGUACUGGUGACUGUACUGCACUAGCGGAAGCAAUCAAACACAAUUCAACAAUAACACAGUUGGAUUUGGCAGGGAAUGAACUUGGUACUGGUGACUGUACUGCACUGGCAGAAGCAAUCAAACACAAUUCAACAAUAACACAGUUGGAUUUGUCAAUGAAUAGAGUUGGUACUGGUGCCUGUACUGCACUGGCGGAAGCAAUCAAACACAAUUCAACAAUAACACAGUUGGAUUUUGCAGCGAAUGAACUUGGUACUGGUGACUGUACUGCACUGGCAGAAGCAAUCAAACACAAUUCAACAAUAACACAGUUGGAUGUGGCAAGGAAUGAACUUGGUACUGGUGACUGUACUGCACUGGCGGAAGCAAUCAAACACAAUUCAACAAUAAUACAGUUGAAUUUGUCAUGGAAUGGACUUCGUACUGGUGACUGUACUGCACUGGCGGAAGCAAUCAAACACAAUUCAACGAUAACACAGUUGGAUUUGUCAAGGAAUGGACGUGGUACUGGUGAUAGUGCUGCAUUGGCGGAAGCAAUCAAAUACAAUUCAACAAUAACACAGUUGAAUUUGUCAUGGAAUGGACUUGGUACUGCUGACUGUACUGCACUGGCGGAAGCAAUCAAACACAAUUCAACAAUAACACAGUUGAAUCUGGAAGCGAAUGAACUUAGUACUGGUGACUGUACUGCGCUAGCGGAAGCAAUCAAACACAAUUCAACAAUAACACAGUUGAAUUUGCAAGGCAAUGAACUUGGUACUGGUGACUGUACUACACUGGCGGAAGCAAUCAAACACAAUUCAACAAUAACACAGUUGGAUUUGUCAUUGAAUAUACUUGGUGCUGGUGACUGUACUGCACUGGCGGAAGCAAUCAAACACAAUUCAACAAUAACACAGUUGAAUUUGGAAGGGAAUGGACUUGGUCCUGGCGACUUUACUGCACUGGCGGAAGCAAUCAAACACAACUCAACAAUAACACUGUUAAAUUUGACAUACAAUAGACUUGGCAGUGGUGACUGUACUGGACUGGCGGAAGCAAUCAAACACAAUUCAACAAUAACACAGUUGGAUUUGGCAAGGAAUGAACUUGGUACUGGUGACUGUACUGCACUGGCGGAAGCAAUCAAACACAAUUCAACAAUAACACAGUUGGAUUUGGCAAGGAAUGAACUUGGUACUGGUGACUGUGCUGCACUAGCGGAAGCAAUCAAACACAAUUCAACAAUAACACAGUUGAAUUUGGAAGGGAAUCAACUUGGUACUGGUGAAUGUGCUGCACUGGCGGAAGCAAUCAAACACAAUUCAACAAUAACACAGUUGGAUUUGGCAAGGAAUGAACUUGGUACUGGUGACUGUGCUGCACUAGUGGAAGCAAUCAAACACAAUUCAACAAUAACACAGUUAAAUUUGGAAGGGAAUCAACUUGGUACUGGUGACUGUACUGCUCUGGCGGAAGCAAUCAAACACAAUUCAACAAUAACACAGUUGAAUUUGUGA